Molecule: messenger RNA, 1968 nt
Organism: Arachis ipaensis
Lineage: Eukaryota; Viridiplantae; Streptophyta; Magnoliopsida; Fabales; Fabaceae
Molecular function (GO): zinc ion binding; nucleic acid binding
Source: RefSeq, a predicted model, not a curated record
AUGGAGCUGUCCGCCAAGGUGGGUCACGGUGAUAGUGGGGGUUUCGUACAUGAAACAUAUGUGCAGGACGAUCGACCUCUCGCACCACCGCCCAUUCAUGUCGCGAUUCCGGAGCAUGAGGCAGAGGAGGGUGAGGAGGAGUCGGACGAGGAUUACGUAGCGGACAGUGCGGACAGUGAGUCUUCCGAUGGUGGCAAUGAUGAUGAGUUUGUGCCGGAGACACCUGCCGGGGGUGUGGCACGCCAUGUGCUGCCUCCACCUCACCCGAUUCCGGCGCUAUCGGCUGUGCCAAAGUUUUGGGUUGGACACAGGUUCAGAAGCCGAGAGGCGGUGCUUCAAGGUGUGAAGAACUACAAUAUUCGUAGGAGUGCUGAGUACCGGGUGAUCGAGUCCAACCAGUUAAAGUACCAUGUGCAGUGCCAUCAAGCCGACAGUGGGUGUCAAUGGAGCCUCCAUGUGGCCCUUCGUCAGAAUUUUGGAUACUAUCCAACCCCUCUGUCAGUAUUCCAGUCUUGCAAGGUGCGGUCCAAGCAAGCUAUCACUUCAAACCCUCAUACAGAAAGGUGUGAAUGGCAAAGCAGAAGGCAAUUGCACGAAUCUAUGGUGAUUGGGAAGAGUUGUACAACAAGGUGCCGAAACUGUUUCAGGCACCAGAGCUGUUUCCCUGGCACCAUAUGUGACCUAUGCGUCAAACCGUACUACGAUGGACACCUCAUGGUGCGCGACUGCUGCAUGUUCGACAAAGUAUUUUGGGCUUUCUUGUCAUGUGUCGAGGCCUUCAAGCAUUGCAAGCCGUUUGUAUUCGAAGACGGCACGCAUCUGUAUGGCAAGUACGGUGGAGUGUUGCUUAUUACGGUGGCGCAAGACGGGAACAACAACAUACUGCCAAUUACUUUUGCCAUUGUUGAGUCUGAGAGCACCGAGUCAUGGUCGUUCUUUCUUACUAAUUUGAGGCGCCACGUCACCCCACAAGACGGCUUGCUGGUUAUAUCCGAAAGAUCUCAGGCCAUCAAGGCCGUCCUAAGCUCCGAUGAUAGUGGUUGGCAUCCCUCUAGGGCGUUCCAUGCUUACUGUAUUAGACACAUGGCUGUGAAUUUCAUGAGCCGGUUCAAGUCAGUUGAGGGCAAGAGAUACCUCAUAAACACUGCUUACAGUCCAAGUCAGGCCGGGUUUGAGUGGUACAUGGAUGCAUUGAGAGGUGUCUCCCCGGCGAUGGCGGACUGGGCUGAUCGUUUCAGAAAGGAGAUUUGGUUUCAACAUUGCGAUAGUGGGCGGAGGUUUGGACACAUGACCACGAAUUUGUCCGAGUGCAUCAAUGCUGUGUUGAAGGGGACACGCUACUUGGCCAUUUUGGCCAUUGUGCGAAUCACGUACGAGAGACUGCAGAAGUUGUUUGUUACGAAGGGUAGAGAAGUGCAGAGCCAGUUGGCGGCCAUAAACCGCUUCUCACAGAGACUCUUGGCCGCCAUUGAGAAGAAUAGAAAAAGCAUUCUGAAGAUGCGUGUGACGCAUUGUGAUAGACGGGCCUUCGUGUUUAUUGUGGAGGAACUAGAGUCGUUCGAGGGAUGGGAGCAUGAUUCCUUUCGGGUUCGACUUUCGGAGGGAACAUGUGAUUGCGGAUUAUUCCAGUCUCUCUACUAUCCGUGCCGGCACACACUUUCCGGAUGCGCUGCUGCUAGCAUUGAGUGGGCCCCGUAUGUGCAUCCAGUCUACAGGCAGGAAGCUGUGUUCAAGGUGUAUGAGAUGGGGUUUCCACCCAUUCCCGACGAGUCCUUAUGGGCGGAGUGGCAUGGGACGAUGCUGCGUCCUAACCUAGCCAUGCGGCGAAAGGCGACCGGAAGACCAGUGUCCACCAGAUUCCGAAACGAUAUGGAUGACGUCGAGCGACAAGAGAAGCGGUGUGCCUUGUGUAGGCAAGUCGGCCAUACUAGACGGGGUUGCCCUAAACAACCCACCGGAGAUGCCUAG